AUCUCUGCGGGGUGCUGGUAGUGACACGUUCUCUUCCCCCAGCGAUGGGACGAUCGGCGGUCGGAGAUUCUUCGAGGAAAAUCCCAAAGAAAGAACAGAAAACCCCAACUAAGAAAUCAGACUCUCGGGGUCACUCCUUCACCCCCCCGGAAGCCGAGUUCCUCCGGAGGGACCUCCUGACCUGGUAUGACGCCCAUAAGAGGGACCUCCCCUGGAGGAGACUGGCCGGCGAGGAGAGUGAUCCGGAUCGCCGAGCGUAUUCAGUGUGGGUGUCGGAGGUGAUGCUGCAGCAGACUCAGGUCUCCACCGUCAUCGACUAUUACAACAAGUGGAUGAAGACAUGGCGGACCGUGCAGGACCUGGCCACGGCCUCUCUGGAGGAGGUGAAUGAGAAGUGGUCCGGUCUGGGUUAUUAUUCACGCGGUAGGCGGCUCCAGGAAGGAGCGCGGAAG
Rana temporaria (common frog) is the source of this 452-nucleotide messenger RNA. RefSeq names its product mutY DNA glycosylase (gene MUTYH). Gene Ontology annotation, cellular component: nucleus. The transcript is spliced from 6 exons. The record is from RefSeq and is a predicted model, not a curated record. Gene Ontology annotation, molecular function: oxidized purine DNA binding; purine-specific mismatch base pair DNA N-glycosylase activity; 8-oxo-7,8-dihydroguanine DNA N-glycosylase activity. Gene Ontology annotation, biological process: mismatch repair; base-excision repair. NCBI's taxonomy places the organism in Eukaryota, Metazoa, Chordata, Amphibia, Anura, Ranidae. The annotation marks the transcript as partial.